Molecule: messenger RNA, 2517 nt
Organism: Paracoccidioides lutzii Pb01
Product: origin recognition complex subunit 1
Exons: 3
Coding region: 1-2517 (838 amino acids)
Biological process (GO): DNA replication initiation; mitotic DNA replication checkpoint signaling
Cellular component (GO): nuclear origin of replication recognition complex
Molecular function (GO): ATP binding; chromatin binding; DNA replication origin binding
Source: RefSeq, a predicted model, not a curated record
AUGGCUCCUAUUAAUGGUAAAAGAGAAACACGAAAUGACAAAAAUCGACUUGAGGAGCGAGCUAAGCAAUGGUUGACGAAAGGGGGAAUUUUCCGCGAAGACUCCGAUGACGAGCUUGGAUAUGAGGAUCAUCCGUGGGAAUGGAUAUAUGAGGCAGAGCCAACUGCAAGCAAUGACUCUGAUUUAAAUGGUUCUGAUGAUGAGCUUGACUGCGUGUCACCUACAAAACGCAAAUCCCCACGACGGCCACAAAGAAAAGCUGUGACUAAAAAAAUCAUAGGGGCAAAGAUGGGGUCAUUUGAGUGCAGGCUGGGCGAAGCCGUGUUGUUAAAAUCACCAGAGCCUGGGAAGGAUUGGGCAGGUAUAAUCUGCGAGUUUUUGGAAGAAAAGCAAAAAGAGGACGAAGACGAAGAUGAAGACGAAGAUGAUGACGGUGUCCACGCUGGGCAGAUGGUCAAAAGCGCCAAUAUCAUGUGGUUUGCAUCGCCCGACGAAUUUAUGUCAACGAAGAACAAGAAGCGCACUGAUGCGCUGCCAAACGAACAGUACAUAACCAUAGAUUUUAAUGUUAAUCCAUUGACGUCAAUAGAUGGGAAAGCAAUUGUCCUAUCUAGAGGCGCUUUUGAACAGCGAUAUCCGAAUGGGAUCCCGCCCAAAGGCAAAACAGCACUGGCAGAGUAUAACAAGUGUAUCAUUUGCCGAAGGGGGGUCAAUCAGCUUCAAGGAAAAUAUACAGAGGAAUUUUUAUGGGAAGAUAUCUACAAUGGGACUGAAGAAGGUGUGUUUCGACUCAUCGAUUUCAUCAAGUCUGGUCUCAAGAGAUCUCGAAAGAGAAAGGAGGUGGAUGACGAAUACGCAAAUGUCAAGGAAGAAGUUGGAACGCCGAGCACCCCUAAAAAACGACAGAGAACUGUUUCCGUUGCAGGAACACCACAAUCUCGACGACACCAAAAAGUUCUCUCCACCCCGACUCAUAGAAGGAUUGUUGUCAAGAAAGCCGUGGAAUUUACCCCAUUAGGAACUCGGAUCCUAGAUACCUCUCAUUUUACAUCUUCCCCAUAUCGACAAGCACGCAACCUUCUGCACGUUUCAAGCGUCCCAACUUCCCUUCCUUGUCGGGACAACGAAUUUAACACAGUAUAUAAUUGUCUGCGCGUUGCUAUCACCGACGGCACCGGAACGUGUAUUUACAUAUCUGGCCCUCCUGGCACUGGGAAAACAGCCACAGUCCGAGAGGUUAUAGCUCAACUUAAUUCAUCGGUACUCUCAGAAGAAUUGGAUGAUUUCGUCUUUGUUGAGAUUAACGGCAUGAAGGUUACAGACCCACACCAGUCCUACUCCCUACUCUGGGAGGCUCUGAAGGGUGAUCGAGUGUCACCCUCUCAUGCACUCGACCUUCUGGAAAGGGAGUUUUCCCAUCCGUCUCCUCGUCGAGUGCCAUGUGUCGUUUUAAUGGAUGAGCUAGACCAGCUCGUUACUAAAAAUCAAUCUGUUAUGUACAAUUUUUUCAACUGGCCAGCGUUACGAUACUCCCAUCUGAUUGUGUUAGCUGUAGCCAAUACUAUGGACUUGCCCGAAAGAACUCUCAGCAAUAAGAUAUCAAGUCGCCUAGACCUGACACGAAUUACAUUUUCUGGUUACAAACACCAAGAACUAAUGGAAAUCAUUGGAUCUCGCCUUAGUAACGUGCCCGGAAACAUUGUUGACCCAGACGCCGUGCAAUUUGCGAGCCGGAAAGUAGCAGCAGUUAGUGGAGACGCACGACGUGCCCUGGAUAUAUGUCGCAGAGCAGUGGAAAUCGCAGAACAAGCCAGCGAAACAGCAGCAAAAGUAAAAAUGAAAGCAAUGCUCUCUAACCAAAACGGGAUUGACAUGGAUGAUAUGGAUACCAGCUGCCUUUCCCCAUCACCAAGCAAAAGCGCAUCACGCCGAAACCGUGCAGCAGGUAAACGCACCGCCUCUACAGCCACUGGCACUGGCAAGCUACCGCGAAUCGCAAAAGAUGAAUCAGAACCCCUCCCGCGCGUCACCAUCGCAACCAUCAAACAGGCAAUACAAGAAGCAACCUCCACCCCUCUACAACAGUCCCUACGCUGUCUCCCAUUGGCAGGCAAAGUAUUCCUCGCAGGCCUAUUAGCCUGCAUCCGCCGAUCCGGCAUCACGGAAUCCACCUUCGGUGACAUUCUCGAUGAAGCAAAGCGGAUAGCCGAUGCAGCAGUCGCAGUCGCAGGCGCCACCAGCAACAACCUGAAGCAGUUUUUAUUUCAGAAAGGAAGCGAUGUGCGCAGAUCGCGCGUCUGCGCGAUGCGGUUUGCGGCGGUGGAAUUGAUGAAUUUUGGUAUUUUGGUGCUGGAGGGGGAGUUGGGGGCUAAGGGAGGUGGUUCUGGGAUGGGAUAUACGUUGGGGGGAUGGGAUAGGAGUGGGAAGGUGAGGUUAAGGAUUACGUCUGAUGAUGUGAGGGCUGCUUUUCGGGAGGAUGUGGAGGCGAAGAUGUUGGGGUUGGGUUUUGAGCAGUGA